Molecule: messenger RNA, 1497 nt
Organism: Papilio polytes (common Mormon)
Lineage: Eukaryota; Metazoa; Arthropoda; Insecta; Lepidoptera; Papilionidae
Exons: 2
Coding region: 256-1374 (372 amino acids)
Source: RefSeq, a predicted model, not a curated record
CAUGUAAUAUUUUGAUGCAUAAUGACUUACCGUCUUAUCGCUGAUUAGUCAUGAUGGUUUAUACAAUGCUGAGAAAUUAAUAUACCAAAAGCCACUAAUCAAAAUCUUGUAAAAAAUAAAAAUCAGAUUAAAUAACACUUUUAUAUGACAGCAGGAAAGGACCAAUAAGGUCAACAAAAUCCCGCUCCUUAGUUUACCUACGAAAUGAACGAUUAAUCAAAUAAUUUUCGUAAGUCUGUGAAAUUGAAAGAAAGAAUGAAUUUAUCUGAGGAAUUACUGCUAUAUUUAUGUGGAUGCAUACUUAUACUUAACAAUGUUAUAGUUGUCUAUUUAAUUUUCUACAUAUAUCGACUUAAGAAAAAGUACAAAUGUAGUAUACUACGAAAUCCAUCUACUUGUAACACUAUCAAAAUAGACAAAUAUCUAACAAACGAUAGCUCUAACAAACCAACGCAACCAAACCAAGAAAAUAUUCAAAGAAAGGAAGAAACAGUAACUUUAAAACCAAACAAUGCGAGCAACGAAAACAUGAAUAUCGAGCCAAAUCUAAAGGAAAUAAAUCUUGAUACGAAACCGAAAAUUGUUAAGAAACCACAUUUGCCGCAUCGUACAUUGCACCGUUUCUCAACUGUUAUAGAACAAUUCAAAAUUAAAAGUGGCUUAGGGGAAUUUUCAAAGUCAAGUAAAGAAGACAGUCAAUCCAUUCUUAAUAAUAGUGCAUCGUCGUCACAACGGGAUAGUAAUGAUGAUACUGUACUUAUUGAUAUGAAUGAAAUUACGAUCAACGUUACUAAUCAAAAUGAGGAUGAAGUGAUGAAAUUGGAAACCGUCACACCGGUAGACAAUUCUAAUGAAUCAAAAAUUGAUGAAAAAGGACAUCACAAUAAAAAUAAGUUAACUCAGGCGAUUUUAUUGCCGAAUGUAUUAGAAGAAUUAAAAGAAAAAACGGCAGAUAAAAAUCCAAUCUCAGCGGUUGGAAGUUCCGAAAACUUCAAUAAUGGAUCAAUAAAAUCAUUACCAGAAUUGGUUAACGAAAACGAGCCUACAAUAGCCACCGAAGAAGUUAAAAGUUUGGAUAGUAAUGAAAUAAAUAACAAAGAAUCACAUAUUGAUAAAACAGACGGACAUUUUAAAUUAGAAAUGAAUAAUGAUGAUGUAAGAAAAGUUAAAGAAGAAAAGAAUGAUGUGUCAUCUCCAGAAGGAACUGCCGUUACCGUGGAGCCAGUUUAUGAUUUGUUACCUCUUCAACGUAGAAAACAUUUUUUUGAAACAGAUUUUCAAUACACAUCAUUUCUUUCACGUAAUUCAGUUGACAUACGAGACAGUAAAAAUUAUGUUAAUGCAAAAGUUACCAAAAUAAUCGACAACAAGUAACAUACUCGUAAUGUAAUAAUUUUGAUGACGAUAAAAGUACGCGUACUAUAUUUAGAGCUGUUGUGUCCAAACUUCAAGUCGCUGUAAUGAUUGCCAAUCUUCGUUAGGAGACGGCACCAAAAG